This is a messenger RNA of Parasteatoda tepidariorum (common house spider), 1276 nucleotides long. RefSeq names its product ileal sodium/bile acid cotransporter. Gene Ontology annotation, biological process: bile acid and bile salt transport. Lineage: Eukaryota; Metazoa; Arthropoda; Arachnida; Araneae; Theridiidae. Gene Ontology annotation, molecular function: bile acid:sodium symporter activity. The record is from RefSeq and is a predicted model, not a curated record. Gene Ontology annotation, cellular component: membrane.
UACACAAGCCUGCAAAUGUAUAUAAUUCCAAUAAACAAUAGAUAAACACAAAAUUAGCUUCACCUUGUUUAAAAAAGCUCAUUUUAAAAUUCUACUGGCAAAAGUUUAACUUACUAUGUUUUUAAUGAUGGUAGAACAUAUACAAAUUAAGCAGGCCUUUUUGGCUUUUUUAUUCGACUGUGAGGAUAUAAUGAUUCCUACAUGAUGAAUUGUGGAUUAGGGUAAGUGUUUAAAAUUUUGAUAUCCAGAUCGUCAUUUCCAAGCAAAUAGCUAUCUAAAUAUACACCAGACAAAUAACUAGGUGAAAAAUCACAUAAAACAUCCCCUUGGCAUUGGAAUUGGGAUGGUCAGCCAAUUCUUUAUCAUCCCACUGACCACAUACACUUUAUUGAGGAGUUGCGGAGUUAAAGGGCAUCACGCCACUGGUGUUCUAAUCAUCUCUUGCUGUUGCGGGGGCAUGUUAUCUAAUGUCUUUGCCUACUUCAGCGACGGAAAUUUAUCUUUAAGUGUGGCAAUGACGAUUUUGCUCUCAUUAAUGGCCUUGGGCAUGAUGCCAUUCAACCUGUGGAUCUAUGGCAACAGCUUUGAAACAGAUGAUUUAAUUAUACCCUAUGGAAGAGUAGCUUUACACCUAGUAUUCAUCUUAGUGCCAAUAAUAGGAGGCAAACUGCUCCGAUGGAAGUUUCCAGAUACAUACAAAUUCUUUACAAGGGUGGCGAAAUACAUAGGCUUCAUUGGUAUCAUUUUCUGCAUUAUCUUGAUAAUUAUUUUUUUCCCAAGAAUGUUUUCAAGCGUGCCAAGCAACGUAAGAGGAAUACUUCUCAUGCUUCCCCCACUUGGUCUCUCCCUGGGAUAUGUUCUGGCUUAUAGUUUUAAACAAGAUAUGCCGGUCAGAAAAACAAUAGCCACAGAAUGUGGAAUACAAAAUGUCUCAACUGCAAUAGCCAUUAUAACCUCUUCACUUGAACCCGAGUUUCAGGAUUCCAUGCUUCUUCUUCCCUGGUUGUACACAUUUGCUGUAAUGAGUGGUGGAUUAAUAAUAUGCCUUUUAUAUCAAACAUCCAAGCUGUACAACACUCUUAAGGCUAAAAAGGAAAAUGGUUUUAAUUUAGAAAUGUUAAAUGUAUCUUGAUUAGAAAAGCAUCCAAGUACAUUAUCUACCGGUACAUUUCACAGAUAAGGAAAACAUAUGAAUAAUGAAUUUACUAAUUAUACAGUGGAGUCUCCCUACAAUUGAAUAUUUAAAGGUUAUCUAAUUUUGAAGAAAGUUUGAAUU